Eruca vesicaria subsp. sativa (arugula) is the source of this 369-nucleotide messenger RNA. Lineage: Eukaryota; Viridiplantae; Streptophyta; Magnoliopsida; Brassicales; Brassicaceae. The record is from the annotation of a GenBank genome assembly.
AUGUUGGAUGAAAGCAAGUUCGAUGUCAAUCUCAAGCUCUGGGCUUUAAGGAUCCCCCGUGAACUCUGUAAAAGCGCAACUCGAAUACUCAAUGGAUAUAUGCUGAAUAUGCCUCGGAUUAAGCCCAUAACUGAAGAACCUGGUUAUGAAAAGACACGUUUGGUGAUAUUGUCGGAAAGUGUUAAAAGUGCUGAUUUGUCGGAGUUACCUGAAGAAAAACUGAACCAGAUCAAGAAACUAAGUGCAGUUGAAGUAGUUCCUCACUCUGUUACUCUUGGCUAUUCUUAUUGGAGUGCAGAUCACAUAUUGAAGCAGAUUCUGCCAGAUGGAGUGGAUAUACCUUCAUCUUUUGAAACCAUAGUCAUAUAG